AAGUAGAUGUAAUAUUCGACGUUUGGGGGAAAUUUUAGAAAAUAAUUACAAUUACAUCGAUAUAGAAAGUACAUUUUAUAACAAACCUAAAAAAUAUAAAUACAUUUGUAGAUUGCACCGGUACUCCAGACAGUAGGGGCGCUAGUUGGUGUUCCUGGUGACAUGGCGCUGUGUUCCUAUUCGCCUGAAGAAGGGGAGAGUUGCGGGAAAACCUGAAACCAACGUCAAGAACCCACAGGAGGCAUACGAGAGAAGAUCAAGUCAACCCUCCUCGCGGGCUCCGCAGCCCGGCCGUGGGUAGCCCUGCCCGGCCGCGGGCUACGGAAACGUCGAUAUAAGCGAACAGAGCCGCACUGUACUGUCUGCAACGAACAGUAGCGCACCGCUCGGUGGAAACGAGGCAUUCGACUUAGUGGAGACAAUGAAAAGCCCCAGAGCAGAGGACGUCAGGAGAGGUAUAUCAGCACUCUGGGAUACACUGCAGUGUCCUAUAUGCCUUGAACUGAUGACCACACCAGUGUCGACUAAAUGUGACCAUCAGUUUUGCAAGUUCUGCAUGCAGAAGCUUCUCGAAGGUACCAAAAAGAGAGAGGCAAACUGCCCGGUUUGCAAAACCAAGGUCACUAAAAGGAGUUUACAGGAGAGCCCUGGGUUCCAGGGAUUAAUAACAGGUUUACAAAAUAUGAUUGAAGCCUAUGAAAAUGACACCAGGACCAACUACUUCACAGGAUUGACCCUGCAGAGGAGAAGGCCACAGAGCAUGACGGAAACAGAAGGAAGCACGUUUUUAUCUGGAAACGCACCCGAUAAUCACCAUGACAACGGAGAUAGUGAGGAACACGGUCUUUCAGGGACUCAUUCCUCCACCGUAGAAGCCAACAAUGGAUUUGCCAGCCUCAUGGAUUUAGAAGAUUCCAACUGUUUGAUGGUGAUAAAUGACGGCUUGGAUACUAGCUUCAGUGAAACGCCACAGACUUCAGGAGAAAAGGGGUACAUCCGUGUGGGAAUCAGCCCUACCGUAGAGCGAGUAGAGAAACAAGAAAUGGCCGAAGUGGUGGAAAAAGCAACAUCAAGACCCCGGACGAGGGGCAAGAAGCGCCUCGCCCAGCUGGAGUACCCGCCAUCUCGCCUCGCAUUGGUUGCUGAUGAUGUCCUGCAACAGCAAGCACCAAAAGACGAGGCAGAGAAAGAAACCGGAAAAACCCAAAAGAUCCAGCGUCAGGCGAGGAAAAGUGUGGAGAAAGUCUCCCAGUGGCUCCUACAAGUUCCUCUCUCGGAGAAUCUGGGGUCGGUGGUACACCCGGACCCCACCUCUGAUCCAAAAGGCCCUCCUACUUCCCCCGGAGGGAGCAUCUCGUCGACCUCUACAAAGAUCCUCAGGCGAGAAAAGCCUGAGGGCGACCAUAAGACCGAAGAACAGGUCGGCCUCAGGCGAGCCGAGCCUGAGGCCGACCAGAAGACCGAAGAUCAGGUCAAAAGUCUUGAAGACCAAGUGUUCGGGAUUGUUUACACUCGCCGGGGGAAGAGAUCCUUCUCUCCACCACAACAACGCCUUCAACUCAUCCCUCAUGACCCACCACCGGUGACUGAAGAAUACAAUCCUCACGCUGACGCUGGAGAGAGCCGCCAACCCAUUCCAGGUGAUUAUGAAACCAAAUCCAACUCUGAGGCUGAAGAUGGCGGUGUUGAGGCUGCUGAAGGUGUUGUGGUGAUCCCACCGCAGAUGUCAAACCAUCAAUCCAGUGAUACAGACAAUGAUGUUCCUAAAGAACCGAGAGCCUUGGACCUCAGUCAGAGGAGCCGAUUGGAGGCUCCUCAAUCCGAGGAGCCGCCACCACAGGAAGGAGAAGAAAAAGAUGAGGAAGGAGAAGCCAGCAGUUUGGCGUUCAACAGGGCUGUGGUCAAGUUGGUGAGAAUAUCUGCUAAUCGAACAGGCCACGCAAUGCAGGACAUUGACGCUGACCUUAAAAUAGAAACUGCAGAGAAACCGGAAACUUCCCCUAAGAGGAGACCUGGGCUGAGGAAAGGGAAAGGUGUCAAACGGCAAAACAGAAUGUCGGCAAGAGGGACAAAACCACUGGUUCUAGUCGGCGCUCUAGGAGGAGAAGCCGUUCCAGAGAGACCCCAGAGCAGGAUGGGGUGUGGAGAAGAACGUGUUCAAAUUGAGACUUACCCGAGCAGUGAGGAGGUGGGUGCCACAGUAGGCAGGACCACCCGCAGUAGAAGACCCCUGCUUAUUGCCAAGGAAGUUCCUGGUAGUUGUGCUGGAAAGCGUCCUAGCAAGAGGGCGAUAUCUACAACAGGACAGACAAUUAAAGAACCUGGCCCAGAUAAAGAUGAUCUGGUUCAUCCACCUGCGAAAACUAAAAUUAUUAUAUUCGAUGAAGAAAAUCAAACGGGGGUAAAUGUCACCCAAAAAAACGGAUGUAUCUGCGAAGACGAUAUCGGAGGAAUUGAGAAUUUUGGAUCUGUUGAGGGUUCCGUGGCUCCUUUGAGCCAGACUAAAGUUUUAACCCAAAUGAAUGGCUCUAUAGUUGAAGUUCCUAAUACCACAAGUCCUUGUGAGGCGAGGUCACCCUCCAUCGUACAAAUAGAUACAGCUUGUAGAAGUCCUGCUGUGGCAGUAGUACCAAGCCCUGCCCCUAAGAGUAUCAUGGCAGCCAAUCAGAACGGUGCAUGUACUGAAGAUUCCCCCUGUCGGAUCAAAUGUGUUGAGAGGGAGGAAGACGAGGAUAUGAGCGAUAGUGAGGUCGACACUGAACAGCUGAUGAAGAGCUUCAAAGUGGCUAAAAGAAAGUCCUUCCAUCUUGGCAGCCCAAAGGGAACCAGAAGCAGUCUUAGGUCGAACAAAAGCACUCCAAUUUCUAAGACGGUAGGUGACUCUGUUCCAGGAAUUGAAUGCAUAACAGAUCAGAUUCCCAUGUCCACAGAAAAAUCUGCAACGGAAACAUCGGAAAAGCAGCCAGAGAUGGAAAAAUCCUCUUGUGGCGAUAUGGUUGCCUCUUCUUAUUCACCAAGACGAAACACAAGCUUGUCAGGGAUAAGACCUCGAGGCUUGAGGAGGCGUCUUGUCCAGUCAGAGGAAGCAUUGAAGUCGGACAAUGCGUCCUUAACCAAGUGCCAGGAUAGUGGUGUAGGCUGUCUCUCCGGGAACACGGCCUCUAGUACCCUCAGCCCUAAUAAAGCUGCAAAAAGUCUGCGUUGCACCGUUACCCCUGAUGCAUCUGAGUCAGUCCUGCUCUUCAGUGCGCUGGAAGUAACUGAAGACGGCUCUCUUGGCGUGACCUCCAGAAGUAAAAAGCGUCUGCAAACUGCCAACAAACUCAAGCAGCCUACCAAGAGAAAACUUGAUGCAGUAACCCUGCCCAAAACAACACCAUGCAAUUCCACUGCCAUGUCGGCCACGCAAGGUAAUACGGACAACAGCGUGGAAGUACUAGUCAAUACCAAUGGCUCCAUAACCCCUGACGGACUCGAGCCACAAGUGGUUGAGUCUUCUGACAAAGAGCCGGAAUGCAGCGGCCUGAGUGCCGGUUCCCCCAUCAAGAAGAACCCUAUGAGGAAGGCUCACAGGCUAGAGUCUUCAUCAGAUGAGGAGAUACCUACUCUAGCAGAGAUUUUUAAACGUCAUCCUCCCGCGGUCCAGUGUAAUGGUCUUGAAGGCCCGGCCGAGGCUCAUAAUGGCCCACAGAGGGGCUCUGGGUGUGAGGAGGAGCCCAGCGUUUCGGCCACGCCGCCGGCCAACCCAGCCGUGUGCCCUCCCAGCCCAGACUUUGUGGAGUUCAGCCAGGCCUCUGUGGAUCUCUUUGACACACCCGCUGAAUGUGACAUCGCUGCAAUUGAUAACGGCGUUUCGAUGGACUCAUCACAAUUCUCCAGCGAUCUACUUGUCACCCAGCAAAGGCAGGCCAUGCAGAAGGAGCUGCUGCGGCUGGGGAACCUGAUGGCGCUGGUCACAGAGGUGCUGCAGGAGAAGGAGGAGGGGUCCGGCACAGAGCUCCCUGCGGACCAGCCGCCCGCGGGUACCGCCGUCGAGUCAGAGCUCCCUGCGGACCAGCCCACCACAGGUGACGACCUCUCUAUGCCAUGUGCCCUGGAAGUAAAGCAGGCCGCAAGGGACCCUGCUCCAAUCAAGACAAGACAUUCCAUCAGUCCACACAGUCCAGCAGCCAAUCAUGUUGCAUCGCCAGCGCCCGGCCUGUUGAGGCCCGAUGAAACUGCAGCUACAGUGCCACAGACCGCCAUGGCAACGAGGCCCAGCUCCCGACUCAGUGGUGACACCCGGACACCCAGCUCACAAGGGUCAAAGGACAAAUGGACAGAAAACCAAACCAAACCACCACCGCGCCUGGAACACGGGGCGACCGCCACUGAAGACCAGGUGACGAGGCGGGUGUCUGAGACGGAGCCCCCUGACGCGACCACGCCCAAACCAGAGUGUGUGUUCGUGAUGUCCGGCCUGGGGUCCAGCGAACAGGUGAUGGUGAGGAAGUUCGCCAAGAGGAUCGGGGCUCGCGUCGUUCCCCAGGUGACCCCUGAGGUGACCCAUGUCAUCAUGUGCACAGAUGAGGACCUGGUGUGUGAGCGUACCUUGAAGUACUUCCUGGGCAUCGCAGGCAGGAAGUGGGUGUUGAGUUUCCUGUGGAUCUCGGAGUGCUUCAAACAGGGGGAUCUGCUAGACGAGAGUGUGUUUGAGGUGCGGGGAGACGUGGUGAACGGGGCCGCCCACCACGGGCCCCUCAGGGCCCGCAGCACUGGGGACCAAGACCUCCUCAUGAAGGGCUACAAGAUCUGCUUCCAGGGGUCCUUCACGGACAUGACCAAAGACCAAAUGGAGUGGAUGGUGGAGCUAUGUGGGGCUGCUGUAGUGAAAGACCCUCUGCAGUUCGACAGUAAAAAGGAUUUGAUUAUCCCCAUGCUUCAUCUCUUCCUCCUCCAGUACUGCCACCAGCUGCUUAUUGUGCAGCCAGGAACGGAGACGGCGCUAACCAAACCCAGCGCCUCUUAUGGGAGAGCGACAGUUGUGAACCGUGGUUGGCUGUUGGACUCGGUGGCGACCUACACCCUCCAGAACACUGACGACUACAGGGCCUGAUCCGGGAGGAGGUGGAGCCCCCAUAGCGUGGGCCCUGCCUUUCAACAGCACUUUCUAGGAGAGCUACAGUCAGAACCCUCGGCUGGCUUUUGACCCUCCAAAACCAUUGGGAACACCAAAGGUGGAGCCCCCUCUCCCCCCUCCCCCCUCUCCCUCUCAUAGUUCCCCCUCUUGGGUUUACCACUGUAAAUAAUUCAAAGUGGCUUUUUUAAAAUUUGUAAAGAAAGAACAGUAAAAUGUUGUUGCCUCUUUUUUGUAAAAAAUUAUAAUUAUAGAAGUGUGUUGUGAAAUGAUGAAUGUAGGACGUACACACCUCGACCACAAAUUAAUUGGCUUGCAGUACUACUUCGUUCAAAUACACAGCGCAAUUAAUGCCUACUUUUCAGGCAUUUAUUUUUCAAUAAAUGAAGAGUGGGACUUUGUUCUUCCUGAUAUUUACUGUUUGAUUGUUUUUUGUCCAUAACUUGAGCUCUUACUUCAAGAUGUGGGGCUGUGAUGACGUGGCUUAGACCUCCGUGCUUCAAGGUGCCGGAGGGUGCUUUAUUCUGGGCAGAUACUGCAUGUCAAUAUAAGAGUUCAGGAUCAAAGCCAUCCCUGGCAAAUCAUUAAUCCAUCCCCAAUUAAAUAGAGCGAGGACAGAGCCAUUGAUUAAUUCCAAGCAGACAACAAAAGGCCUUUAUCACAGAGUGGUGUGGCUACUAAGGUAAAAUAUGGUUAUGGAGGCACCCAAGUGGCUAUAAUUAACAUCAGGAGUUACUAUCGCACCUAACUGAUAAAGGUCUACGAUCUUUUAUUGACAGACAGCCGUAAGAUCUCGCUUGUUAGAGCAAUAAAUUCACACGCGUAUGAUUUUUUUUUUAUCUCCACACUUAGGUUUGACAAUCAUGUGUUUUAAUAGAUCCGAUCCGACCCUGUAAAACCUCAAACAUUUCCGAUUCUGUCUCGUUGCUCUUGCUCUGCCAGCACUGGUUACAGUCGACAAGCACACCUAGUAUGCUCGGUAGGUUUCAUGUUCAAUAAAUGUCGGCUCCUACUGCUUCAUGAAUGGAGUACAAAGUACAGCCGCAAGACACGCUGUCCAUUGUUCCCAGCUGAAGAUGACAAGUUGGUUUGCUUUCUAAUGACGAACUGCCAAAGUUUCUAAUUUACGGUACAACUCACAUAGUGAACCAAGAUAUGAUGAUAUCAUUUCUAUGCUAUUACUAUUAAAUACAAUUGCUUAAUCAUAUUUGAUGUGAAAUGCAUCACGUGUGAACUAGACGACUGCUGUCGUUGGUUCAACAAUAUAGAACCCAUUGUCUCACUUUUUUAUGAUUUUAAUGAUGGUUGUUUGACGGAACCUGGGCCCAAAAUACCCCCGCAUGUGGGUCACGACAUGGCAAAGGUUUGGGAACCCCUCAUCGAGUGUUUCCAGAGCUUUGUUGAUGCUUAGCGAGCUCAGCAACGUUAGUGAAUAACGUUAGUGCAGGAUGUGAUACCCUUACCUCUGGCUGGAACCUUAAACAUACAAUACCCAGCUAUGCCCAGAAGUGGCCCCUAAUAUUUCCCAGAACAUGGCCACUUUAAUAAUGCAUGAUGCUAGCCCAGCCUCAACCGAAGCAGAGUGUUGUUUGGACAGCUAGAACGAUUUUUGGAAGUGUAGUGAUGCAGGUUUAUUCGUAGUGCUGCUGACAAUGGCUAAAAUCCCUAAAUUGUGUUCUCUUACCCAUACGUCUGCUUGAAUGACUGCACAUGUUAGUAUCCAUAAACACCGGGUAUCCAACCGCAUUCUAUUGUCUCUUCCAACUAAGGGCCUGAUAUUGGGAGGGACACCGUAGUUCAGUGUUACUUAUUUAUUUGGUGAUGGAUCAGGCAACACAGGCCUAGCCUGAAUGAUUGCUGGGAGAAUGUCUGCUGAGAAACAUAGUUUCAUUUCAAAAUGUCCCUGAGAUAAAGUGAAAAAUGGUUUUGUUUACUAGCUGGUUUUAUUUAAUUAGAUGCUUGUAUUUUUAUUCUUUGCCUUAAAGGUUGCAUUGCGUGUACAGGCCUACAUCUGUUUAACCGGCAAGUCUUACUAAUUCAUGCCUUUGACAAACCAAACAUGCUUGAACUCUCAUGCCAGAAGCUGCACAUCUUAGUGAACCAUAAAUAAAUAAAACAAGCAGGUCAAAGCAAAGCUGUUCCCUAUCCGAUCUUUGGCUCGAGGCGCUGACAUGAUACCAGAUGUGUGCCUUGUGCAGCUUUUUGUUUCUUUCCUGCCUGCUGAGUCUUGUGGUUUAAUUCCAGUGGACAGGAGAGGAUGUAGGACCUAGCUAUGAGUGAAGGAAUCAUGACAUAACAUAGUGAAGGAAGCAUCAAAUACCAUCCUGCUCUUCUAGUAGAGGCGUUGCUUCAAUCCAAUAAGGAAUGCAGUCUCACCACAUGUUUUGCUGUAUCAAACUCCAGGUCUUUUCAUAUGAUGACUCAAUUACAUAUUUUUACUGUAACUUCGAUGAUUGUUACAUCAUUGUUUUUUCAUGUAUAAUUUCACGCAAAAAUACAUUAACAAACUUCACAAUAUCUUCAAGAAAACCAAUA
Molecule: messenger RNA, 7651 nt
Organism: Gadus chalcogrammus (walleye pollock)
Lineage: Eukaryota; Metazoa; Chordata; Actinopteri; Gadiformes; Gadidae
Exons: 22
Coding region: 422-5095 (1557 amino acids)
Biological process (GO): negative regulation of fatty acid biosynthetic process; dosage compensation by inactivation of X chromosome; positive regulation of transcription by RNA polymerase II
Cellular component (GO): BRCA1-A complex; plasma membrane; BRCA1-BARD1 complex
Molecular function (GO): ubiquitin-protein transferase activity; metal ion binding
Source: RefSeq, a predicted model, not a curated record